AUGGUCUUGAAGCCCUUCAAACCUCCUCUGAUAAGGAAACAACCACCUAAUGAAGCGAAUAACGUGGACAAGACCUCCGCCCCUCAACCUCCUUCAGCGAAACGACGUCGCGUGAGCGAUGAUGACGCUACGACCGGCGAAGAUGAGGGCGUUAUUUCUGGGAGUAAAAUUGAGAAUGGUGCAAGGAUCGUGAGACAAUCGAUGGCAAGGAAGCCUUUGGUGCAGGUGAAGAACUCAGUGGUGGAGACUGAAGCGGAGCCAGACGUCUCGAGAACCGGAGAUAAAGAGAAGAGUAAUGCGGAGGAAGGAGAGGAGGAGUAUUUUAAUGUCCUUUGGCGCAAGUUCACCACCAAGAAAAACAAGACAUGGGACGGAGACGGUAUCCUCUCCGUAAGGGGCGGAUAUGCAUAUUUAAAAGACGUAUCCGGUCGGGAUAUGGGCAAGAUAAUGCUUAAAUCGACGUUGGAGCCCGGCGCUAUGCUCUCGAUUGGCGGGAAGGAAGUCGAAGUCGAUUCGGCCAUCCCGAAACAGGAAUAUCUUUCUGGACGGCAGUUCCUUGGGAGUACCAAGACUGUUUCCCCUCCGAAGGCUAGAAACGAGGCCGUGAAGAAGACGCCUAUGCAGGUGCCGAAGACUGUUUCGAGGACUGCGUCCAUGGGGGCUGCGAAACCGCUUGUGAGGACGAAGUCUCAGGUUCAGAAAGUUAGCAUGGGGAGCAUAGCAGAUAGUACUGCAGGGGAAGGGACAGGCAUGACUAAUGCCUUUAAGAACCCAUUGAAGGACAGUACGGUUAUGCCCCAAGCGUCUACAGGAAAGCCGACCCCUCGACAUGAUCCGUCUCAGCCAGGAGCGCUGGUGAUGAAACGACCAGACUCUGUGCCAAAAGGUAAGCAGAUUGUCGAUGUCGUUGUGGAUCCACUCCUUACGAAGCACCUUCGUCCGCACCAAAGAGAGGGCGUGCAGUUUCUGUACGAAUGUGUUAUGGGCCUUAGAGAUUUCAACGGUGAAGGUGCGAUCCUAGCAGAUGAUAUGGGAUUAGGAAAGACUCUGCAAACCAUCACGCUAUUAUGGACGUUACUGAAACAGAACCCAAUAUACGAAGCUCCUCCGGUGGUAAAAAAAGCGCUGAUUGUCUGUCCGGUUACUCUAAUCAAUAACUGGAGGAAGGAGUUUCGGAAAUGGUUGGGGAAUGAGCGGAUAGGCGUCUUUGUCUUCGAUGAUAAAAAGAAGCGAUUAACAGACUUCACCCUGGGUAAAGCAUACAGCGUGAUGAUUGUCGGCUACGAGAAACUGAGAACGGUCCAAGAUGGACUAUCGCAGGGAUCAGGAAUUGAUAUCGUUAUUGCAGAUGAAGGCCACAGACUGAAGACUCUGCAGAAUAAAAGUGGACAGGCGAUUCAGUCUCUCGGCACUGCAAGGCGGGUUAUUCUCUCCGGUACUCCCAUCCAGAAUGAGCUCAGUGAGUUCUUUGCGGCUGUGGACUUGGUCAAUCCUGGGCUGCUGGGGUCCUACAAGACGUUCAUGAAAGAAUUUGAAGGACCGAUUGUGCGAAGCAGACAACCAGAGGCGACUAAAAAGGACAUUGAGAAGGGCGAGGCGAGAAAUGAAGAGCUCAGAAGUCUUACGGCCCAGUUCAUGCUUCGCAGGACGGCGGAUAUUCUGGCCAAGUACUUACCCCCAAAGACUGAAUAUGUGCUUUUCUGCAACCCGACCUCGACCCAGGCGAACAUAUAUCGCAGCGUCCUUGCUUCUCCUAUAUUCCAAAGCGCACUUGGGAACUCGGAGAGUGCGCUGCAGCUUAUUACCAUUCUCAAGAAGCUGUGCAAUAGCCCUUCCUUGUUGAAUCCCAAGUCUGCGGAUGAAACACCAAACGCAACAAUUGCGGCAUUACUAUCGACUCUACCUCCGAGUCUUCUCCGUCACUUUUCGCCUUCGUCAAGUGGUAAAAUACGCGUCCUGGACCAGCUGCUGCAUAACCUGCGCACCAACACUUCCGAGAAGAUAGUCAUUGUCUCCAAUUACACGUCGACGUUGAAUCUUCUAGCUAAUCUCCUAGCUUCGCUCUCCCUCCCAUUUCUGCGCCUAGAUGGCUCAACCCCAGCAGCAAAGCGCCAGUCUCUCGUUGACAAUUUCAAUCGCACACCCGCAAGUGCCUGCUUUGCGUUCCUCCUCUCCGCCAAAGCGGGGGGAACGGGCCUCAAUCUCAUCGGAGCCAGCCGCCUUAUCCUCUUCGACGUCGACUGGAACCCUGCAACAGACAUGCAGGCCAUGGCACGUAUCCACCGCGAUGGGCAAAAGAAGCAUUGUCGGAUCUACCGCAUUCUGCUGAAAGGAAGUCUGGAAGAGAAGAUCUGGCAGCGACAGGUCACCAAGAUCGGUCUGGCGGACAGUGUCAUGGAACGGAAGGGCGGUGGUACCGCGCAGUUUUCUCGAGAAGAGUUGAAAGAUCUCUUCCGACUGGAUGAGACGAGCACCUGCCAGACUCAUGAAUUGCUUGGCUGUGACUGUGGGGGACGAGGCGUUGUCCUGCAGACCAUAGACGACCAGAGAUCCUCAGAUGAUGACAACGCCACAGACGAAGAAGAAGAAGAAGAAGAUCUCCCAGACUUUCCCACCCUGCUCAAAGCAUCCGAAGUUGACAUGGAAGCCCAAGAGCGCCAGAUCCAAGAGCGCAAACAAAGCCGAAAUAAGGGAAGAAAGAAUGAUAAAAUGCAGCAGUUUCUUUCUCAUUUUGCACAUAUCGAUCCGUCCCUACUGCUGGACUCUGGGACCACGGAAGAUGAGACUGCGUCAGACAUUAACGACCUUGUCGAAGACGAUGUCUUGGUGUCCUUGUUGAAAGACGAGGAUAAUCGAGUUCGCUAUGUGUUUAAGAAGACGACUGGUGCGGGGAUUUAG
Molecule: messenger RNA, 2898 nt
Organism: Paecilomyces variotii
Lineage: Eukaryota; Fungi; Ascomycota; Eurotiomycetes; Eurotiales; Thermoascaceae
Product: putative dsDNA-dependent ATPase
Exons: 2
Coding region: 1-2898 (965 amino acids)
Biological process (GO): double-strand break repair via homologous recombination; reciprocal meiotic recombination
Cellular component (GO): nucleus
Molecular function (GO): DNA translocase activity; ATP-dependent chromatin remodeler activity; ATP binding
Source: RefSeq, a predicted model, not a curated record